Molecule: messenger RNA, 4111 nt
Organism: Notolabrus celidotus (New Zealand spotty)
Lineage: Eukaryota; Metazoa; Chordata; Actinopteri; Labriformes; Labridae
Product: aminopeptidase Ey-like
Exons: 21
Coding region: 98-2989 (963 amino acids)
Biological process (GO): peptide catabolic process; proteolysis
Cellular component (GO): cytoplasm
Molecular function (GO): peptide binding; metalloaminopeptidase activity; zinc ion binding
Source: RefSeq, a predicted model, not a curated record
UGGGUGGGGUGAUGCUUCUCAUGGCUACAUAUAGACAUUCACCUUCCACCCUUGCGUUUCGCUGUCCCAGAGUAGAGCUCCAACGCAGGCGGACAACAUGGGGAAAGGUUUCUUCCUCAGUAAAACUACUGGGAUAGUGUGUAUCAUCCUAGGUGUAGGGGCCGUGGCUACUAUUAUUGCCCUGUCAGUUGUUUACUCCCAGGAAAAGGCUAAAAAUACUGAGGUAUCGCCAACGGAUGGAGGAACAACAUCAAAACCUCCAGUGACAACCUCUGCCCCGUCCAAUUUACCCUGGGACAAGUAUCGGCUACCCAAGAGCCUGGUGCCUCACCACUACACCGUAACUCUGUGGCCACGACUCACUCCAGAUCCCACAACAAAACUCUACAUCUUCACUGGUGAGUCCACUGUGGAGUUUGAAUGUGUUGAGGACACCAACCUGAUUCUUAUCCACUCCAAUAAGCUGAACUACACUGAACAGGGUAAUGGCCAUUUUGCAUCACUCAAAUCAGCCAGUGGAGGCAAGGUCCCAUCUAUCAAGGAUGCCUGGACCAAGGCUGACACGCAGUACCUGGUGGUGGAGCUGGAUGGUAAUCUGAUGAAGGGCCAAAAGUACCAACUCUACACCAUAUUUACUGGAGAGCUGGCUGAUGACCUGGGAGGUUUCUACAGGAGUGAGUACAUGGAGGGUGGUGUGAAAAAGGUUGUCGCUACGACUCAGAUGCAGCCAACAGAUGCCAGGAAGGCUUUCCCUUGUUUUGACGAGCCUGCUAUGAAAGCCAUUUUCGACAUCACUCUGAACCAUGACAUUGGAACUGUCGCUCUGUCCAACGGAGCUCAAAAAAGUUCAGGAGAAGUCACAAUUGGCGGCAAAACAUUGCAGCAGACAGUCUUUAACUCAACUGAGAAGAUGUCCACCUACUUGUUGGCGUUCAUCGUCAGUGACUUUGCUUUCAUCCAAAACACCGUUGAUGGAGUGUUGAUCCGCAUCUUUGCCCGAAAGCCUGCUAUUGCUGCUGGACAAGGAGCAUAUGCCCUUACCAAAACCGGACCCAUCCUGAAGUUCUUUGAGGAAUAUUAUAACUCCACAUACCCACUGCCAAAGUCUGAUCAGAUUGCUCUUCCUGACUUCAAUGCUGGAGCCAUGGAGAACUGGGGUCUGAUCACAUACAGAGAGACAGCACUGCUCUACGAUGAGGCAUUCUCAUCCAACUCCAACAAAGAGAGGAUCGCCACCAUUAUUGCUCAUGAACUGGCUCACAUGUGGUUUGGUAAUCUGGUGACUCUGAGGUGGUGGAAUGACUUAUGGCUGAAUGAAGGUUUUGCGUCCUAUGUUGAGUACCUUGGAGCAGAUAAGGCUGAACCUACCUGGAACGUGAAAGACCUCAUCGUGCUCAAUGACGUCCACAGGGUGUUUGCUGUGGAUGCUCUGGCAUCUUCUCACCCUCUGUCCUCGAAAGAAGAGGACAUUCAGAAACCAGAACAGAUUAGUGAGCUGUUCGAUGCCAUCUCAUACAGCAAGGGAGCGUCUGUUCUGAGGAUGUUGUCUGAUUUCCUGACUGAAGAAGUCUUCAAAAAGGGACUCCAGACCUACCUGAAUGAAUUUCAGUUUGGGAACGCAGUCUACACAGAUCUAUGGAACCAUCUGGAGGCGGCUGCAAAUCAGAGUAGCGUUCGGCCUCCUAAAUCUGUCCAUGAAAUCAUGAACACCUGGGUGCUGCAAAUGGGCUUUCCUGUGGUUACCAUUGAUACCACCACUGGGGCUGUAACCCAGAAGCACUUUCUCCUGGAUCCUGAUUCUAAUGUCACCACUCCAUCCGAUUUCAACUAUGAGUGGAUCGUCCCCAUCAGGUGGCUGAAGACUGGAGCAGUUCAGGACCUUACAUGGCUCGAUGUCAAAUCAAAACCAUUCGUAGAGAUGAAGACAACAGGAAAUGACUGGGUGCUCGUCAAUCACAACGUUGUGGGUUACUACAGAGUCAACUAUGACGAAGGCAACUGGAAUAAACUCCUAACGACUCUGAGCACCAAACACGGGGAUAUUCCAGUCAUCAACAGAGCCCAACUGAUCGAUGAUGCCUUCAACAUGGCCAGGGCAAAGAUUAUUUCUACAGUGCUGGCCCUCAAAACAACUAAAUAUCUGGUCAACGAGAGGGACUAUAUGCCAUGGGAUUCAGCCAUAGACAACCUGGACUUCUUCUACCUCAUGUUUGACCGCAGUGAGGUUUAUGGUGCCAUGCAGGCAUAUCUGAAGAAACAGGUAACCCCUCUGUUUCAAUACUACGAGACACAAACUGGAAACUGGACGAAUAUACCCGAAGGACACAUGGACCAGUACAACCAGGUGAAUGCCAUCAGCAUGGCUUGCAAGUCAGGCCUUGAGGAAUGCCAAACUCUGGCCACAACAUGGUUCAAGGAAUGGAUGGACACUAAGAACAACUCGAUCCACCCCAACCUGCGAUCCACAGUGUACUGCAACGCCAUUGCAGCAGGUGGCGCUGACGAGUGGGAGUUUGCUUGGACCGAGUUUGAGAAAGCCAGCAUUGCCACUGAAGCUGAAAAAAUCCGCUAUGCCCUGUCUUGCACAAAGCAGCCCUGGCUUCUCAACAGGUAUCUGGAGUACACUCUGGAUGCAAACAAGAUCCGAAAGCAGGAUGCCACUUCCACAAUUGUCUACAUUGCUGGCAAUGUUGUUGGUCAGUCUCUGGCCUGGGACUUUGUCAGAGCUCGCUGGACAUAUAUUUUCACUCAGUAUGGUGGUGGAUCCUUCUCCUUCUCCAACCUUAUCAACGGAGUCACCGAGCGCUUUUCCACUGAGUACGAGCUUCAACAGCUUAAGCAGUUCAAGAUAGACAAUGCAGAGACUGGUUUCGGCUCGGGGACUCUGGCAGUGGAUCAGUCCAUCGAGAGAACCAUCGCCAACAUGAAAUGGAUCGCAGAUAACAAACAGAUCGUUCACGAUUGGUUCAUAGCUGAAGUUAAACCCUGAAGAGACAUCUGUACAGCUGUAGCUCUGUAAUUACUUACAAUGUAAGUAAUUAAAAUGUAAUUUAAGAAUGAUCUUUAUUUUCACCAAGAUAAAUUGUGUUUGGAGAAAGGGAGAAUUCAAUACAACAGCAGAAGUAGUAGUAGUGUAUGGCACUAAGAACUUUUUUCAUCUUACGAAAAAUAGGAUAGAAAUUUGCUUGCUGAAACGUUUUUGUAUCUGAGUACAGAAAAGAUAAGCUCAUUUAUAAGUUAUCCCCAAACUUUGAAUUCAGAAUGAAUAAUUGUUAUAAAAAGUUUUAUAUUUAAAGUUAGCGGAGAAGGCUUUUCUCAAGAUUUUUUUAUUUCCAUGAUGUUUUUAAAAUAACUUAUUUCAUUGCUUUAAUGACAAACUAUAUUUUUAGAUGCCACCUUUAGGAAAUAUUUGAAAGCACAUUUCAACAACAGAAGUAUUUUGAGUAAAUUUAAAUUAGAAUACUAAGUGCCUUGUUCGUGUGCAACAAAUGUUAUUAAGGGAUAGCCCUAUCAUUAAAUAAUCAUGACAUCAUGACUAUAAACACAAUUGUUAGUAUCAGGUUACUAAACAUAGAAAAAACUGCAGUUUUGGACUGUUGCUUUAACUAUUUUAGAUCACCCAAAAUGUCACUGAUAUGUGUACCAACAAACUUGAGUACAAAAUAAUCAACUGUAAAUUUGAACUGUGAAAUGAAAUGCAUUCCUUUAUUUAUUGUUUAGAUUCUGAAAAAGCUUUAUUCUUCUUUUCUGGUUAUGAAGCUGCAUGAUAUGAACAUCACAAGUCAGGCUGAGCCAGUGGUUUUAUUCCUGACUACACCUUUAAUAGGUGUUUCACAUACAUCUGGGAAAAAGAGUGGCUAAAUACCAUACUGCAAAAUAAUGCUUUACACUACAUUCUAAUGCACUACUGUUCAAAUAUCUGCAAAUAUCAAAUACAAAUUAACUAAAGAUAUGCAAAUAUCUUCAUAUGUCUGCAGGUUACUUCUGCUAAAACACAUUUACGACCGAACACACAGUGAUUAACACCUUGUGUAGAAAAUGAACAUUAUAACAUACCUUGGGCAUGAACUGUUUUCCAUUUUAAGAACAAAAUAAAGACAUUGGAUUUAAA